AUGGCGGGCUCAGCGAAGAAGGCGACUAAGAAGUUCGGUAAAAACCGUCUCAAGGAUACAAUUGACCGCCGGAGAGAAUUUGCGAAAGUGAAACAGAGACACCAGGUCAAGGAAAAGAGAAAAGCGAAGAAUGCCGCAACACAAGCUGCUGAAGACGACAGGGCAAGGGAAAAAACAGCAAAGGCUACAGGCCAAGAUGCGUUUGCGACAAUGGGCGUUGAUGAUUUUUUCUCUGGAGGUUUCAGCCUCCCAAAAUCGAGCACGGCGAAGCGACAGCAUAAAAGAGACAUUCCCUCACAGACCGGAAAACGUAAACGGGGUGAGCAGGAUGGCGACGACUUGAAUACUUUGGAGAGUGAUGGCUCAGGUGAUGGUGAAUCAGAGAGCGAAACAGAGGACUUGAAUGCGCACCAGGAUGAACUCGAGGCACUCAAGGAGAAAGACCCUGAAUUUUACAAGUAUCUGAAGGAAAACGACGCUGAACUUCUUGACUUUGGCGACCAUGGCGACCUUGCUGAAGUAGAUGGUCUAAGCGACAAUGAGGAGGAAGAUUCAGCACCACGCAAGAAGAAGAAAACAGAGAAAUCUCGGGAUACUUCGGACAACUACCUACAGCUUUCUACGGUUCAACAAUGGCAGAAAUCUAUGUCCGAAACACACUCACUGAGGGCAACCCGACAGGUUGUUCUUGCGUUUAGACGGGCUGCUUAUGUUGACGAGGACGAUAACGAAGAUCAUAAAUAUAACAUCUCUGAUCCUAACGUCUAUCAUGAGGUACUUGUUACGGCCCUUGAGCAGGUCCCCAAAGUUUUAAAUCACCACAUCCCUAUAAAAGAAACACCGAAUGGCAAAGUAAGGUUGUCUAUCGAUUCAAAAAAGUUCAAAACCUUGACGCCCCUUAUCAAAUCCCACACCUCCUCAAUUCACCAACUCUUGUCAAGUUUAUCCGAUGCCGCUGCAUUAAGGUUGACAUUAUCCUCAAUUACUCCGAUGUUGCCCUAUCUUUUGCAAUUUCGAAAACUGUUGAAAGUGGUCAUCAAAACUGUAGUUGGGCAUUGGUCGGAAUCUUCUAAUUCUGAAGCCACGAGAAUUUCUGCCUACCUAGUUCUUCGUCGACUCAUGCGUAUCGGAGACGCCGGCAUUCGCGAAGCUGUUCUGAAAACAACAUAUGAAGGCAUUGUAAAGGGUAGUAGAAACACUACAGCCCAUACACUUGCUGGAAUCAACUUGAUGAAAAACUCUGCAGCGGAGCUGUGGGGUAUGGAUCAAGAUAUAGCUUAUACUACUGGAUUCACUUCUAUUCGCCAGUUAGCCAUACAUCUGCGAGGCAGCAUUGUUAACCCCACCAAAGAUUCCUAUAAAAUAGUGUACAAUUGGCAAUACGUGCAUUCAUUAGACUUCUGGUCUCGCGUCCUAUCUAUGCAUUGUGACUGCAUAGUAGAAGCCAAGGCAGGGGGACAGUCAGCACUGCGGCCCCUUAUCUAUCCUGUUGUCCAGAUUACCUUGGGAGCCAUGCGCUUGAUACCCACUGCGCAGUACUUUCCACUUCGCUUCCAGUUAAUACGUUCCCUCCUUCGAGUAUCUCUGGCAACGAACACCUAUAUUCCUUUGGCUUCCGCUUUGCUGGAGGUAUUAAAUUCUGCAGAAAUGAAAAAACCACCCAAACCAAGUACACUGAAACCACUUGAUUUCUUGACUUGCAUCCGUGCCCCGAAAACAUAUCUACGAACACGUGUCUAUCAAGACGGAGUUGCGCAAGAAGUUUUGGAAUUAUUCUCAGAAUUCUUCGUUCUCUGGACCAAAAGCAUUGCAUUCCCAGAGCUUUCGCUACCCGUGGUAGUUAUGCUCAAACGAUGGCUAAAAGAGGUUUCUUCCCGCUCGUUUGGAAAUAAGAACGUCAAGAUCAAUCAAAUGUUUGUUCUCUUUGUCCAAAAGAUUGAAUCUAAUAGUCGCUGGGUCGAAGAACGAAGAUCAACAGUUACUUUCUCGCCAAAAGAUAGAGCAGAGGUUGAGGGGUUUUUGAAAGACGUGGAAUGGGAGUCAACGCCAUUAGGUGCCUUUGUUAAAACUCAAAGAGCUCAAAAAUCAGAACGGGCAAGGAUUCUUGAGAAGAGCCGUGAUGACGAACGGCGAAGAGUUGCGGAGGACAGGAAUGACGAAGUUGAGCAAGCUGCGGUGGACGACGACAGUGAGGAUGACUCGAGUGAGGCUACCUCAUAG
Messenger RNA from Ophidiomyces ophidiicola, 2220 nucleotides. It is a transcript of the gene NOC2, whose product is annotated as Nucleolar Complex 2 protein. Lineage: Eukaryota; Fungi; Ascomycota; Eurotiomycetes; Onygenales; Onygenaceae. The coding region runs from base 1 to 2220 and encodes 739 amino acids. Gene Ontology annotation, cellular component: nucleoplasm; Noc2p-Noc3p complex; nucleolus. The transcript has a single exon. Gene Ontology annotation, biological process: ribosomal large subunit biogenesis. The record is from RefSeq and is a predicted model, not a curated record.